Messenger RNA from Papaver somniferum (opium poppy), 1754 nucleotides. RefSeq lists its product as uncharacterized. The record is from RefSeq and is a predicted model, not a curated record. NCBI's taxonomy places the organism in Eukaryota, Viridiplantae, Streptophyta, Magnoliopsida, Ranunculales, Papaveraceae. The transcript is spliced from 5 exons. The coding region runs from base 978 to 1559 and encodes 193 amino acids.
CUCUCUGUUCAAAAAUGGCGAGAGAUAUUGUUCGCUUGUAAUUCCAUGAUUUAUUGCAUAUAAUAUAAAUGAAUACAAUUGGUGUUCAAUUGGAGGAUAGUUUAGCAACUGCAUUAAUCGAUUCAUACACAAAAUGUGGUUCCGUUGGUAGGCAUUUGAGCUGUUUAAUUUCUUGAGAAGCAAAACAUGUAAUUCAUAUGGUGCGAUGGUUUUAGGUUGUUUAACGUUAAUAGAAAACUCCUGAUGCAAUCAAGCUGUUUGAAAAGAUGUUAGAAGCUAAAAUUCAACCAAUUGAAAUUACGUUUUCCGGGAUCGUAACUGCUUAUGUGGGUGCUGGUUUGGUCGAAGAAGGUAACAGAUGCUUCGAUCCAAUGAAGACUGUCUAUGGAAUGAUGCUUCUAAAACAAGUGGGCUUUAUUCUCUUUUGGGGUAUCUAUGCUUCUGAACAGAUAUGGGAUGAUGCUUUGAUACAAAGAAUAAUGACGAUGGAAUUGUAGGGAUUAACCAAGAUUAUGGUACCAGGAUGCAGCUGGAGCCUAGGUUGCAAUGCCGACCUUGAGAGUUUGUAGCUCUCAUUUGCAUUUGGUUUGAACUUGAUUCGGUAUUCUCUUAUGCUAACUUAUAUUAGAAUUUUGGUGGAGGAAUGGAUUGAUGGUGGCAUCUGGAAGGGUUCAACUUGAAAGACUGCUGAGAUCCUAAUGGGAUGGUAACAUGCUUCUGAGUUUCGAUCUCCUGCCAAGUAGAGAGAAAGAAAAAUUAAGCAGAGGGUUUCUUCAGCUAGACAAAAAGCUAAACUUCCAAUUCCUUCUUCUUUACCUUCUUCGUCGUCAAAUAGCAGAAGAAGAAAGCUUGCAGCAACACCACGGUUAUCAAAACCUCCCCCUAAACCAACUGGAAUUAUACACCGUUGCAAAUCGGAACCGAAUCUUUGGAGUGUUGGUAUUGCUUUUGGUAAUGGGAUUACUAGUUAUCCUGAAAUGCAUCGGCCCCUUACGUGCACGGAUGUUUUUGCGUCGCCCUUUACGUCUUCGUUGAAUUCUGAGAAAUAUGAGAAGGAUGCGAAAGUUAUAGUCAAUGUAACAGUUGAAGGUAGUCCUGGACCAGUCCGGGCUUUGGUCCGAUUAGGAGCCAGUGUUGAGGAAACGAUUAAACUUGUUGUGGAUAGAUAUAGCGACGAGGGAAGGCGGCCCUACUUGGAUCAGAAGACAGCAGUAACUGAUUUUGAGUUACAUCAUUCCCACUUCAGUCUUGAAAGUAUAAAUAAGACGCUGAAGAUAGGAGAUGCUGGAAGCAGAAGCUUUUAUUUACGAACUAACAGCAAUAGCCGUAGCAGUAGCUUUACUUACAAUGACGGUGACAGACCAGCUGAUCAUACAAGACUUCUGCUUCCUUACUCCCACUCUGCCCCAGAAGUUGUUCCUUCAAGUUCGAACCAGACCAUCCAUGUUUCACCACCCUUUCUUCUUUUCUCUUCACUUGUAGCACGAACAUUUAAUAAAUUUGGAAGAAGGUCGAUAAAGCUUUGGAAGGUCUUCCUCGGUUGUAUGUAUAGUCGAUAACCACCACUUCCAUCGAUCUCGCAUCUUAUAUCCUGGGAUAUUUUUAGUCACCCCUUAUUUAUGUAUAGUCCAACUUUACAAAACAAAUAGCUGUAGAAAUAUUAUUUACUGUCAUUUCAUCGCAUGUAUUAAGCAAGCCUUCACAAAUUUAAGGGAUGAUAUAUUUUGUUAUUAUUUCCGGUUGUUGUGUUGAGA